Saprolegnia parasitica CBS 223.65 is the source of this 261-nucleotide messenger RNA. RefSeq lists its product as hypothetical. The record is from RefSeq and is a predicted model, not a curated record. Lineage: Eukaryota; Oomycota; Saprolegniomycetes; Saprolegniales; Saprolegniaceae. The transcript has 3 exons. The annotation marks the transcript as partial.
CUGCCGCCAUCGUUUGCCGUGCUCGACGCCAUGGCCGGCACCGGCAUUCGCGCCAUCCGUUAUGCGCUCGAGGUGCCGGGUGUUUCGUCUGUUGCCAACGACCUCGACGCCGCCGCGCACGCUGCGAUGGUGGCCAACAUUGCCGAGAACGGCGUCUCAGACCGCUCGAGUGACCUCUGGACGCACCGAGGACGCUUCCAUGCGAUCGACCUCGAUCCGUUCGGAACGUGCGCGGCGCUGCUGCCGAGCGCGAUUGCCUCG